GGGUCCGCGUCGCGUUAUUUAUCCUCGGAAGGCGCGUUUGCGCUCCGAGCCCAGCGCCCACCCGACCACCCCGGAACCCCUGGUCACUGCCUCCCCGUCUGGCGCGCUCUGGUCCUCGUGGGGGCCGCCUCGCCACAGGGUGCCGGGCCUGAGUCGGGUGGUCGUCACUUCCUGCUGGACGACGCGCUCGGCUCCGGCCGUGACCUUUGCUCUGCCGCGGGGACCCGCGGACCCGGACAGGCAGGUCUGGCUGCUCGCCGCUCGAAAGCCAAUUCUCGAGAGAUAGAUGUUGGUAGGCCUCCGCGGUUUUCGGGCCGAAGUCCUCCUCGUCCAUCGACUACAGAAAUGGAACAAGAAACAGUCAGCGGGAGUGCGGAGCUGCGUGCAGAGGCGGCCUCCUACCGCUGCUCCGCGUGCCAUGGUGACGAGGACUGGGGCCUGGGCCACCCCAUCCGGGGCCGCGCCAAGUCCCGCAGCCUGUCGGCCGCGCCUGCCCUGGCCAGCACCCGCGAGUUCAGGAGGACCCGCUCGCUACACGGGCCGUGCCCAGUGACCACUUUUGGACCAAAGGCCUGCGUGCUGCAGAACCCCCAGACCAUCAUGCACAUCCAGGACCCUGCCAGCCAGCGGCUGACGUGGAACAAGUCCCCAAAGAGCGUCCUCGUCAUCAAGAAGAUCCGGGACGCCAGCCUGCUCCAGCCCUUCAAGGAGCUCUGCGUGUACCUGAUGGAGGAAAACAACAUGAUCGUGUACGUGGAGAAGAAGGUUCUGGAGGACCCCGCCAUCGUGAGUGAUGACCGCUUUGGGCCAGUGAAGAGGAAGUUCUGCACCUUCAGAGAAGAUUACGAUGACAUCUCCAACCAGAUUGAUCUCAUCAUUUGCCUGGGAGGAGACGGGACCCUGCUGUACGCCUCGUCGCUCUUCCAGGGCAGCGUGCCUCCGGUCAUGGCGUUCCACCUGGGCUCCCUGGGCUUCCUGACCCCCUUCAACUUCGAGAACUUUCAGUCCCAAGUUACUCAGGUGAUACAGGGGAACGCAGCUGUUGUUCUCCGGAGCCGGCUGAAGGUCAGGGUUGUGAAGGAGCUCCGAGGGAAGAAGGUGGCCGUCCCCAACGGGAUCAGCGAGAACGGGGUGCUGGCCGCAGCCCUGGAUGCAGAGGUCGGGAAGCAGGUCAUGCAGUACCAGGUCUUAAACGAGGUGGUGAUAGACAGAGGCCCAUCCUCAUACCUGUCCAACGUGGACGUCUACCUGGAUGGGCACCUCAUCACCACGGUGCAGGGCGACGCCUGUCCCGCAGGCGUGAUCGUCUCCACCCCAACGGGCAGCACAGCGUACGCAGCCGCUGCCGGGGCCUCCAUGAUCCACCCCAACGUGCCAGCCAUCAUGAUCACGCCCAUCUGCCCCCACUCGCUGUCCUUCCGGCCCAUCGUGGUUCCUGCAGGGGUCGAGCUGAAGAUCAUGCUGUCACCGGAAGCAAGGAACACUGUGUGGGUGUCCUUCGAUGGACGAAAGAGACAGGAGGUCCGCCACGGAGACAGCGUCAGCAUCACUACCUCUCGCUACCCGCUCCCCUCCAUCUGUGUCCGCGACCCCGUGAGCGACUGGUUUGAGAGCCUGGCACAGUGUCUGCACUGGAACGUGCGGAAGAAGCAAGCCCACUUCGCGGAGGACGAGGAGGACGCGCACGAGGAGGAUGGGGCGGGGAACCAGGCCUGCGGUCCUGCCGUCUGCACUCGGGACGGGCGGACCUGAGCGCGUCGUGAGCACCACGGGCCCAGCGCCAGUGGCAGGUGCCGCACCACGUGUCUGGCCAGAGGAAGGGCCUGCAAUCUGCCUUUUGUCGACCAGAUCAGCUGUUUUUAACGUUUUAAAUCUGACUUUUCUGCAUUUCUAAACAAGUGAGCAGACCAGGAGCUCUGAGGUCAGCCCAGGCGCACUCACCCUGCGUGUGGACAGAGCCCGGCCCCAGGCAGGGACGGCCGAGCCUGGUGGGCUCCUUGUAGUUCCUUGUGAGGAAACUUCCAUAAAUCAGUCUACUGAGAUUCAGAGGGGAUCAGAAUGAAUGGGUCUAUCCUAUGGUGUUGAAAAUAAAUGUCUCACGGCCAAAAAUCGUUCAGCUCCCACGACUUCCCCUGAAGCCACUCGGGGGGACGCUUCUGCCGAGAGCAGGUUGGCUGCCAGGACAGAUGGGUCCCCAGGCCCCGGUCUCCUCCCCCGCUUCAGGGUGACCGGCACUGGCGGGGCGAGGGUUCAGGCCGCACACAUUCCUCGGGAAGCAGGGACGCACCUCCCCCCCCUGGAGGGUGUGCUCGAUUCUGUGUCUACUUUUUAGAGAUUCUUUUAUUCUGAAAGUGCUUACGUACAGAUUUUGUCGUGUACACUUUGAGAAUUCGGCGAGAAGGGAGUUUGUGCUGUGAAGUGGGACCAUCCUGUGCAGCCCGCGCGACUGUCCGGAGAGCUGGGCGACUUGCUCAGAGCGCCUGGCGCUUGGCGGGCCAGGAGGUGUUGAAGCUGCUCUUGCUUCUCCCCGGGGGCCUGGCUUCGAGGGCGUGCCCGUCGCUCCAGCCCCCGCGCCUCCAUCGCUGGCUGCCUGGGGCUGGGGCCGCCUGGAGUCUGGUGGGAGCAGUGGCUCGCGGGGGGCGUGUGGCCCUGGCCCCGCUUACUGUCGCCUAAUGGGCUUCCUAUUUUUGAGUAACUGUUUUCUCUCUGGGUUGCGUUUUCUCCUGUUAAAUUGGCCAGAACAGAAGGGAUGGGGGCCCGUCAUUUCUUGGACUUCCUUCUGGAGGGACAGGGGCCGGGGGGCGCUGUGCUUUGCGUGCUUGGAGGGUCACGGGCUGAUGGAAGGGCAUCCAGGGUCUCCAGGGCGGGCCCUGCGGCCUGAGCACCGUGGCCACUGUCCGUGUGUGUAUCAAGUGCUGUUGCCUCGCGUGCCUGUGUGGGCAGCUCAGCCGGUGCUGGGCACGGAGGUCGGUUCCCACCCUCUGCCCGCGAGUUCGGGCACAGUGGGCAGCCCGCUCGGCCUCCCAUGGGCUGAGGGGGCGACACUCCCAGCUUUAGGCCCAGAAAAGCGUAGCAUUCAGAACGCAGGUUACUCGUUCAGACAACAGAGCCAGUGUAGACCAAGUCCUGAAGCGUGACAGGGAAUGAACUAGGAAACUUUGGGUUUUUGAAAUCAAUUCUUAAUGUUUCAUAUUGUUAAUAUCUUGAAAAUUUGUUAAAUGUUGAAAGUCUUAUUUCUAUUUUCAGAUUCUUUCAAUAAACAGGCUUGUUUAAAAAGU
Molecule: messenger RNA, 3278 nt
Organism: Aethalodelphis obliquidens (Pacific white-sided dolphin)
Lineage: Eukaryota; Metazoa; Chordata; Mammalia; Artiodactyla; Delphinidae
Gene: NADK
Product: NAD kinase
Exons: 13
Coding region: 346-1752 (468 amino acids)
Biological process (GO): NAD+ metabolic process; NADP+ biosynthetic process
Molecular function (GO): NAD+ kinase activity
Source: RefSeq, a predicted model, not a curated record